UGAGCAUCGUUCAAUUGUUUUUAUAAAUUAAUUUAGUAAAACUUCAUAGUACUCCCUUUUUUUUUUACAGAAUCGUUUGCUUCACAAAAGAAAAAAAAACGCGUUUUGAUAAAUUAAUGGAUGACUAACACCUUUGAUGGUCAAUAUAUAUAAGCACGAUUUUGAGAGUUCAUGUAGUAUUUUUAAUUUUACAGAAUGAAUGAUUAACACCUUUGACGAUCAAUAUAUAUAGAAGCACGAUUUUAAGAAUUCAUGUAGUAUUUUUGAAUUUUUGUUUAGUUCGGUAUGGAAUAUAUACUACUAAAAGUUCGGUAAUAAAAUGGCACGAUGCAUUAAUGUUCAUGUAGUAUAUUUAAAGUUUUGUUUAAUUCAGUACGGAAUAUGCAGUACUACAAAGUUCAUGAAGGAAUAUGCAUGAGGGGUCAAUUUCAUGAUGAAAUAGACCAUUUUCAGUUAAAACACUCUAGUGUUCUCUCAUAUGGGUUCGUAAAAAUCAGAUGGGUAAUAUUAUGAAAGCACAAAAAUUGAGGGGCUUCUUUCUAAUUUAUGAAGUAUUAAUCGGUCGAGAUGACGUGGAGGAAGGAAGUAUGACGAGGCUUUGACUCGCGUUGCCGUAAAACAGAACAUUGCUUCCACCAGAAGUUGGCACCACGAUUCAGUCUUUGAUCUAUUCAAACUCGUUCAUCGAUUUCAGACAUCAAAAGACAACUUUAUUAGAUCCGAAGUUGCCUGAAUUCUGCGUUUGAGGUUGCUGAUUGUCCAAUAAUAUGGCUUCCUUCGAGAUGAAUGACCUUAAAAAGAUAGGGCUAGGCUUGACUGGAUUUGGUGUCUUCUUUACAUUCUUGGGAGUGAUAUUUGUGUUUGACAAGGGACUCAUCGCCAUGGGAAAUAUCCUCUUCUUGGCGGGUGUCACUCUAACCAUUGGGAUUCAACCAGCCAUCCAAUUCUUUACAAAACGGCGCAACUUUAAGGGAACUAUAUCGUUUGGUUUGGGUUUCUUGUUGGUUGUGUUUGGAUGGCCUAUUCUCGGUUUGCUUCUAGAAUCUUAUGGAUUCCUUGUGCUCUUCAGUGGUUUCUGGCCUACACUCGCUGUUUUCCUUCAAAGGAUACCUAUACUAGGGUGGCUUUUGCAGCAUCCAUACAUCAGAUCGUUGCUGGAUCGCUACCGUGGAAGGCGUGUUCCUGUCUAAUCCUCUCUUUUGAAGUACAUACCCUGUAAAUACCCUGUAAACUACUGUCUAUACGAUACGUAGGUACAUAUGCAUAUAACACUCUAGCAACUCAUCAUUAGUGCGUUGUAAAUGGUUCUUGUAAUUGGGUUUGUGAAUAAUAUUUACAUGUAGUCUAAUAUCUUUGGCUUUUCCUCUCUUCUUGUAAUUCUCUUACUAUUUUAAAAGCUUCUUCUAUUUUAGAGACUUGUAUAGUUUA
Brassica rapa (field mustard) is the source of this 1428-nucleotide messenger RNA. RefSeq names its product vesicle transport protein GOT1. The record is from RefSeq and is a predicted model, not a curated record. Gene Ontology annotation, biological process: retrograde transport, endosome to Golgi; endoplasmic reticulum to Golgi vesicle-mediated transport. NCBI's taxonomy places the organism in Eukaryota, Viridiplantae, Streptophyta, Magnoliopsida, Brassicales, Brassicaceae.